Messenger RNA from Hippoglossus stenolepis (Pacific halibut), 4754 nucleotides. RefSeq names its product SRY-box transcription factor 4b (gene sox4b). Gene Ontology annotation, biological process: positive regulation of transcription by RNA polymerase II; anatomical structure morphogenesis; cell differentiation. The transcript has a single exon. Lineage: Eukaryota; Metazoa; Chordata; Actinopteri; Pleuronectiformes; Pleuronectidae. Gene Ontology annotation, molecular function: RNA polymerase II cis-regulatory region sequence-specific DNA binding; DNA-binding transcription activator activity, RNA polymerase II-specific. The record is from RefSeq and is a predicted model, not a curated record. Bases 789 to 2039 code for a protein of 416 amino acids.
GCGCUGAUUAUUAUUAGAUUCCAUUUUUGGCCAAUCGCAGCCGAAGGGGGCGUGGGCUUGGCGCGGAGGCAGGGUAGCGACAGCCCGCCAUUGGUCGAUUUUUAUCGCCGUUGUAUCUCGGGAAGGGAUAAAUGCAAGCAAGGGGGGCCGGGUCUGGAGGGCUGCUUGAAACGCACGGUCUGCAGAUGGAAGGCGGACAGUGUGACUCGCUCUAGGUUUUUCUAUUUUUUUUUUCUCCCCAUCUCCCUUCUUCCCCAGCAUGCAUGGCUUUGGUUUCUAGCAGAGGGGACAGAGUUGAUGCAGAGGCAAGCACUUACUUUACACACUGUGCGAGGGAGACAUUUAGUAAGUGCCCGGGCGCGCACUGUGCCACUCAGUCUGCGCUCUGCUGCUCCACAGACUGUGUUCAGCCAGCACACGGCUGAACUGAUUUUAUAACCCAGGAGGAAAAGAGACUGAUAACAGGGUGACACACAGAGGAGAGAGGGCUACACUUUCCGAGCUGUUCCUACACCUACAGACCCUGGAAAUUAAACUUUUUUUUUUUUUUUUAAAAAGGCAACUUUGGACUGAACUGCCACCGAGUUUACUGCACACCUCAGGAGUGAGUUGAUUCUUUCUUGCGCUUUCCCUCCCUCCCUCCCUCCCCCCACCCCCCCCAAACUCCACAGCUCCAACUGUGAAGAGGGGGCAAAAUAGCUGAGUUUGCUUUAAAGUGCAUCGCAGGACCAAGUGGAGAGGGAGAGAAGGAACAAGUACGCCGCUCUCCCUCCCUCUAGCCGGGCAGCAUGGUGCAGAAGAUGAGCCACACAGAGAGCACCGCCGAGGCGCUCUCCUUCUUCGCCGGGGACUCGAGCUCCGACUCCGGGGCGUGCAUGGAUCUGGACCCGGUCGCCUCGCCUCUCUCCCCGGGCUCCACGGCGUCUUCCACCGCUGGGGACAAGCUGGGGGAAAACCCGGCGUGGUGCAAAACUCCGAGCGGCCACAUCAAGAGACCCAUGAACGCGUUCAUGGUGUGGUCGCAGAUCGAGAGGAGAAAGAUCAUGGAGCAGUCGCCGGACAUGCACAACGCUGAGAUCUCCAAGAGGCUGGGGAAGCGGUGGAAGCUGCUCAGAGACUGCGACAAGAUCCCGUUCAUCCGGGAGGCGGAGCGGCUCCGGCUGAAGCACAUGGCGGACUACCCCGACUACAAGUACCGGCCGAGGAAGAAGGUCAAGUCGAGCGCCUCCAAGCCUGGCAGCAGCGGAGACAAGGCGGAGAAACUCAGCAGCAGCUCACACAACACCAGCACUAAGUCAUCCUCAUCUUCCAGGAAGAGCGGAUCCAAAUCACCCAGCAGCAGCAAACCCCACAAAUCACUUUUCGGGAGCAGCAGCAGUAGCACCAAAGCGUCACCGUUUGCCUCUGAGCACCCGUCAGAGCACCACCACAACUCCCUCUACAAGUCCAAGUCGGUCUCCUCCGCGGCCAAGCAGAUACCGGACGCCAAGAAGCCCAAGCGGGUGUACGUGUUCGGCAGCGGCGCGGCCAACCUGAGCGUGAGCCCCACGUCCUCCGUCGCGGUCCCGGCCAGCCCCACACUCAGCAGCUCGGCGGACUGCAGCGACCCGCUCAGCCUGUACGAGGACGCGGCCAGCGGCCGGGAGGACGGAGCGGACUCCCCCGGCAGCAGCAGCAGCCCGGGCGGCACCUCGGAGCGCCACGGCGGGCACACAUACAGCAGCCGGCGGGCUUCCUCGCCGACCCCCUCCGGAUCCCACUCCUCAGCCUCGUCCCACUCCUCCUCCUCAUCCUCCUCCUCGGAGGAUGAGGAGUUCGAGGACGACCUGCGCGACAUCAACCCGAGCCCCAGCUUCGACAGCAUGUCGCUGGGGAGCUUCGGCUCCUCGGUGCUGGACAGGGACUUGGAUUUGAACUUUGAGUCCGGCUCCGGGGGCUCCCACUUCGAGUUCCCCGACUACUGCACGCCCGAAGUCAGCGAGAUGAUCUCCGGGGACUGGCUGGAGUCCACCAUCUCCAACCUGGUGUUCACGUACUGAGCGAGUGAGCCAAGAAACACAAAACCCGACACAGGUAGGCUUAUGUCCUGCGAGCAAAAAAAAAUCCCACCACACUCAAACAGGGGAGCAGUGGGUGCACUAAUAGUUCCAGUGUUACUAGACAAGUCCCACUGAGAGCAGCACCCUGUCCACUCCUCGUCCCUGGAAAGCUCAACUUUUAGAAAAGCGAACAACGUGCUUUUAGUCUGUAGGGGACUUUUUCUCUGGAUGCGUUGGGGCUGUUUGGGACUUUAAACAGUGGAGGAAGUGCGGGAGCACGAGGAGACAGUUUCCUGGUUGUGAGCCGCUUCGUCCUGGGCUGUUUCUGAACUUAAACUGUGAUUGAUUUGCACGUCAAAACGCGCUCCGCCGUUCACUUAAUCAAUGUUGUUGCUCAAUUUGAAAGGAGAGAAGAAAAAAAAAAAGGGACAUUUCAAAAAAAACAUUCUUGCACCCACCACAAAUCGCCAAGUGAACUUCACCACUAAAAAGGUACAGAAACAGGACUGAGGUUUUUUUUAUUAUUAUUGUGGUGUCAAGGAAUUUGUUUUUCUUCCUAUGAAACCAGGUGGGUUGUUUUUCUUCUGGAAAAGUUGGAUAUUUUCUCAAAAAGCAAAAAACAUGUAAAGCAUGACCGCCUACUUUGUUCCUAUCUUGUGCUGAGAUUUUCUGUAAGACUGUCGAGCAGUUUGAAAAAAAAAAAACUAGUAUUAGGAUUAUUUAAGUGGAUAGGUGGCGCUCGCUUCGGUUCUUCUCUUUUUAAGGACACACACAAAAAAAUGGACAUUGAAAUAAUCACCAGCUGUUGUAACGUUUCAAACUUCAGGACUCAAACGCAACUUCAAAUCUGUGCUGAACUUUAUAUACCACGAUUCAGGACCAAAAUUCUGUCAUGUUUUUGAUUUCAGAUGCUAGUUCUAGAGAAAUCCUCACCCAUUUUUAUUUUGUCUUUCAUCCUCUGAGCUUUGUUUUGUACAUGUAUCCAGAUGCCAUUUUAUAUGGGAUGUUGUAUUUAUAUACUGGGCCAAGCGUUUUUGACUUGAUCAUUUGUUUUUGUUUUUCUUGUAUACAUGAUCUGAUCUUGUGUUGUUGUUUUUGUUCCUUACACAGUCGUCUGUAUGUCUGUCACAUUUCCUUCUCAGGCGAAGGGCUAAAGUUUUAAAAACACACAACUUUUUUCAUUUCUUUUUUUAUAUUUAAAUGUACACACACUUUUUGGACACUUAAAAGAGAGGAAAACAGUUUGAUUAUUUUCUCAGUGUAUUUUUGUACAAAUCUAUAUAGACAAAUGGGGGAGUCAACAAUCGGUGUGUGUAGCCUACUAAUACAGCUGUAUUGGAUUUCCUCAUUUUUAAGACCCCGACAGGCUGGUUUUCAUGCUGCCUUCAAGUUCUCAUGGCACACAAUCUCACGCAUGACUUUUGUUGCCUGUUCAAAUGCUCUCUUUCUUUUUUUUAAGGACAGCCAGCAAAACACCUUAAAUCACUAUGUUGCCUAUUGUUUGAUUUAUAAAAAGGAAAGGCACCAUGCUACUUUUUAACUUAAGUGACCGAGCAGAGGAGAUGAUGCAAAUCAGGUAUGCAAUUGGUGUUUUAACUCACUAAUUCGGCAAAAGUUUUCACUAUUUUUUACCAGCAAGUGCUGACAAGACCUCUGUGGUGUCCAGUCCCUGAGCAACACACUGUCAGCACGGGGCAUGAGACCCACUUCUAAGAAUGCAGUUGCAACAUUUCCGACAGCACUUGAAGGCAGCACCAGUCUUUGUAUCAGCCUACCUUCUACGUUUACAGUGCUAGUCUGCAGGCUCCUUAAAGACACAGGAACGCAUUAUUUCUCGAGGCUAUUCCUGUGGACCCUGUGGGUUUAAACAGCUUCACUAUCUCGAGCAGCCACUUGUUUUGCUUUUUUCUCCUUCCUUCAUUUCCUGUCAGAUAUCUUGCCUACGACAACAAACGAGGAGAUUGUAGCUUUAAAUUUGACUUGUUUCUUGAUGUUUUCAUUUACUGAUGUCAAAUUUGCCAAUCAACCACUGGAUUGAACCGGCUAUCAAUAUAUAGCAAGAAAACAAGGAUGACAACAUCAAGCAUAUUCAAAUUUCUGACUUGAGUUCCGCAACACCUACUUGUACUGCGUUUCUCAUUGUAUUUGAAUAUAUAAUCUUUUCUACUUGUCGGCUAACAUUAGCUAAUAAUUGUUUUAGUAUCUUUAUGGCAUGGUGAAUAGCAUUUGUAUUUCAGAUUCAGGUUAUUAGCUGUUGUGUUUUUUCAGAAAAAAAUGGAAAAAAAAUGAGGAAAAAACGAUGAAACGUGAAACUCGAUCUUUGUAUAUUUGACUGUAUCAUAAAGCAAAAAGAUUGUGUGUUUAUGUAUGUUGUUGCUAUUGAGGACAGGCACUGUCUCGAACUGCUAUCUUUUACACAUCCUUACUUACAUUUAAGGUGGUCAGUUCAGGACUCUUUUUUUAUAUAUAUAUAAAAGCAUUUUUAAAUAUAUUAACUUUAUUUUUCAUCCAUCCUGUGCAAUAUGCUGUGUAGAAUUAUCAUUUAUUGUCUCUAAUCAUGCCAUAAACAAAGGACCCUCCCUUUCUUUUCAGAGAAAGUGGGGGGCGACUCAUGCCAGCUAAAUUGUGUCCAUUCACUGCCUGUCAGAUUGUUGAUAUAAACUUGUGUACAGAACUUUUUCAAGGAAGGAUAAUAAAUAUCAGCUGGAACUGAAA